AUUUCUUGCUCGCUCCUUUUUGGCUCCGUAUUUGGGUUUCAACGCAUCCUCGUCCCCGUCCUCUCUCGAUCUAGGGUUUGGGUGGCGACGACGCAGCAACGGUGCGGUGGCGGCGCCACCGCGUCGGCGAAGAGGAAACCGACGUUCACGAAGGUGGACCAGCUGAAGCCGGCCACACCCUCACUGCCGAGGUCGUCUCCUCCACCACCGUCGUCCACAACGGCCGCGUCACCCCCAGCGGCGGCGGCGGCGGCGGCGGCGGCGGCGGCGGCGGCGGGGGCCAGCUCCGCCCCGCCAGGAUCGCCGAGUGCCUCGUCGGCGACGAGACCGGGUCGAUCCUCUUCACAGCUCGCAAUGACCAGGGUUUGAAUGCUUCACCUGUGUUGAUACCGAAAUGAGCACCCGCGGGAUCGAGUACCUACGGGGAUUUCUGCAAAGGACGUGUGCCGAGUGGCGGCCAACUUGACUUUCAUCGUCGGACCUGAACGCAAUCACUUCAGUGAUCGAGAGGCAGGUCCAUUUAAAUUAGAUGGUUCAGUAUGCAAAUGGGCAUGAUGGAAAGCGAGGAGUCAGAAAACAGUGACGAAUCGAGGAAGUUACUUCGUCGAUCGCAACGAAUGCACCUAUAAAGGAUGGAAGACAGCUACGGGGCAAGGGAUCCCUGCUUAUACCUCGCAUCCGAGGAAUAGGAGUAACAGCAACCAGUUCAUAGUUCAGGUAAGUUCUAUGCAUUUUUACCUAAAAUCAAUGAGAUGAGCGUCAACAAAGAGAACUCUCCAUGCUAGGAAAGAUGGUGAAUAACUCGCUCGGAGUUCUAUUCCAGAACCAAGCAAAUACACCCACACUUUGAGACUUGUUUGGACUCGUGCAGUAUGAACGCGUAAACAUCUUAUUUAUCGUCUCGCCACUA
Molecule: messenger RNA, 910 nt
Organism: Ananas comosus (pineapple)
Lineage: Eukaryota; Viridiplantae; Streptophyta; Magnoliopsida; Poales; Bromeliaceae
Product: mucin-7-like
Exons: 2
Source: RefSeq, a predicted model, not a curated record